GGAAUGGCUGUUGAAAAUAUCACCCUGGACUCAGCUGAAAACUCUCCAAACCAGAGCAGCUGUGAUGUGUUCGUCUACCAGAGAGCAGCCGUGGUCCUCUUCCCUAUUUUCUACUCAGUGGUUUUUAUCAUCAGCGCGUGCGGCAACAGUUUGGUUCUCUAUGUGACCUGCCAGAGGAAGCAGAAAUUCAACUCCACCUCCGUUUAUCUGGUCAACCUCGCACUCUCUGACACCCUGUUCACACUGGCACUGCCUGGCAGAAUUAUUUACUACAUCCGGCACUAUGACUGGCCCUUUGGUGACCUCCUCUGCAGACUGACCACGCUGCUCUUCUUUGCAAAUACAUACGCGGGUAUUGGCUUCAUGACCUGUAUCAGUCUGGAUCGAUACCUGGCGAUGGUGCACCCACACCGGCUGCAGUGUUUGCGUAGCGUGAAGGUGGUUCGCAAGGUCUCCUGCCUGGUCUGGGCUGUGGUAUCCCUAGAGGUAGUCCCUCUGCUGUUCCGCAGCAUGCUGCGCGAGCACCAGGGAAGACAGACCUGCAUGGAGUACAUCAACUUCGACGGCUCCCGCUUCACCCCAUAUCUCCUGCUCCUGGCCUGCGUCAUCUCCUUCUGCUGUCCGCUCGUCAUCAUCAUGGGCUGCUACGCCAAGAUCAACCUAAAGCUGCGAGCUGCAGCCAAGCAGAACUCUGUGACCGGUCGAUCGAGGAGGAGCCACAGGGCCAACACCAUCAUCCUACUCAUCCUCCUCACCUUCAUCAUGUGCUUCAGCCCUUACCACCUCAACGUUAUGCAGUUUAUGUCCAGAGAGAUACACCACCAGGCAACCUGCGAGGAGCUCAGGGCCUUUAAGGUGUCCUUACAGAUCACAGUUUCACUAAUGAACUUCAACUGCUGCUUGGACCCAGUCAUCUACUUCUUCGCCAUUAAGACCUACAAGAAGCGGGUGCUGAGUCUGUUCAAGGACUAUCUAUACACUUCCGGUGCCUCCUCCAAGGUGACAGCUGAGAACAGCAGCAGCAACACCUGA
Epinephelus lanceolatus (giant grouper) is the source of this 1032-nucleotide messenger RNA. Its product is annotated as G-protein coupled receptor 183. The record is from RefSeq and is a predicted model, not a curated record. Lineage: Eukaryota; Metazoa; Chordata; Actinopteri; Perciformes; Serranidae. Gene Ontology annotation, molecular function: G protein-coupled receptor activity; oxysterol binding. Gene Ontology annotation, biological process: G protein-coupled receptor signaling pathway. Gene Ontology annotation, cellular component: membrane.